UACUCAACUUCAUUUCUCCACUCCAAUCUUCUUUCUGUGAGUUCAGUAAAUCAUGGACAACCCAAUCGCCGGCGACGAUUUCAGCUACCUUUCUGGCUUCGGAAACCACCAUUCCUCCGAGGCUCUCGCCGGAGCUUUGCCGGCGGGGCAGAACAGCCCUCUCAUCUGCCCCUUCGGUCUCUACGCCGAGCAAAUCUCCGGCACCUCCUUCACCUCCCCUCGCAACCGCAACCUCUUCAGUUGGUUUUACCGGAUCAAGCCAUCAGUGACCCACCAACCCUUUCAACCUAGAGUACCUAGUAACAGGAGAAUUUUUAGUGAGUUCAACAACUCCAACAGUUCUGCUAACCCAACACAGCUUAGAUGGAAGCCCAUGGAUGCACCUGAUUCACCAACGGAUUUCAUUGAUGGGUUGUCCACCAUUUGUGGUUCUGGCAGCUCUUUCAUGCGCCACGGAUAUGCUAUCCACAUGUACGCUGCAAACAAAUCAAUGGAGAAUUGUGCCUUUUGCAAUGCCGAUGGUGACUUCUUGAUAGUUCCCCAGCAAGGAAGACUCUUAAUCACUACUGAAUGUGGAAGGUUAAAAGUUUCCCCGGGUGAAAUUGCUAUACUACCUCAAGGUUUUCGUUUUUCUGUGAAUCUGCUUGAUAGUCCAUCGCGGGGUUAUGUUGCUGAAAUAUUUGGUACUCAUUUUCAACUUCCUGAUCUGGGACCGAUAGGUGCUAAUGGUCUUGCCGCGCCAAGGGAUUUCCUUGUUCCUACUGCAUGGUUUGAAAAUAAAUCCUAUCCUGGGUACACUAUAGUGCAGAAGUUUGGGGGUGAACUGUUUUCUGCAGUUCAAGAUUUCUCUCCCUUCAAUGUUGUUGCUUGGCAUGGUAAUUAUUUUCCAUAUAAGUAUGAUUUAAGCAAAUUCUGCCCUUAUAAUACGGUUCUGUUUGAUCAUAGUGAUCCAUCAAUCAAUACUGUGUUGACAGCACCAACUGAAAAACCUGGAGUGGCAUUACUUGAUUUUGUCAUUUUUCCACCCAGAUGGCUGGUUGCUGAGCACACUUUCCGGCCUCCAUAUUAUCAUCGCAACUGCAUGAGUGAAUUUAUGGGUCUCAUUCACGGUGGCUAUGAGGCCAAGGCUGAUGGAUUUCUUCCUGGUGGUGCAAGUCUCCAUAACUGUAUGACUCCCCAUGGUCCUGAUACCAAGUCAUAUGAGGCUACCAUUGUUCGAGGUAAUGAUAUAGGACCCUCCAAGAUCACAGAAACAAUGGCUUUUAUGUUUGAAUCAAGUUUGAUACCCCGGAUCAGUCAAUGGGCCCUAGAAUCACCCUUCUUGGAUCAAGAUUACUACCAGUGUUGGAUUGGCCUCAAAUCUCAUUUUACAGUAACAGAGACAUGUCCUGAAAACCAACCAUAAAUGGCUACAACUGUUCCCAAUAAAUUGAUCUUGUUGUGCAUAAAAAUAGAUGUAAUUAUGAAAUAUGAGAAAUAAUACGUGUACAACAAAUUCUAAAAGGACUUACUAAUCUAUAAUCAGUUGGUUGGUAUAAAUAA
Molecule: messenger RNA, 1542 nt
Organism: Vigna angularis (adzuki bean)
Lineage: Eukaryota; Viridiplantae; Streptophyta; Magnoliopsida; Fabales; Fabaceae
Product: homogentisate 1,2-dioxygenase
Exons: 9
Coding region: 53-1405 (450 amino acids)
Biological process (GO): L-phenylalanine catabolic process
Cellular component (GO): cytoplasm
Molecular function (GO): homogentisate 1,2-dioxygenase activity
Source: RefSeq, a predicted model, not a curated record